CCAUGAACACCUCCCCAGGCACAGUGGGGAGUGACCCAGUGAUCCUGGCCACCGCCGGCUAUGACCACACCGUGCGUUUCUGGCAGGCCCACAGUGGCAUCUGCACCCGCACAGUACAGCAUCAAGACUCUCAGGUGAACGCCUUGGAGAUAACACCAGACCGAAGCAUGAUUGCAGCUGCAGGUUACCAGCAUAUCCGCAUGUAUGACUUGAACUCCAAUAACCCCAACCCCAUCAUCAGCUAUGAUGGCGUCAACAAAAACAUUGCAUCCGUGGGCUUCCACGAGGACGGCCGCUGGAUGUACACGGGUGGGGAAGACUGCACCGCCAGGAUCUGGGACCUCAGGUCCCGGAACCUGCAGUGCCAGCGCAUCUUCCAGGUGAAUGCACCCAUCAACUGUGUGUGCCUGCACCCCAACCAGGCGGAGCUCAUUGUGGGGGACCAGAGUGGGGCCAUCCACAUCUGGGACUUGAAAACAGACCACAAUGAGCAGCUGAUCCCCGAGCCAGAGGUCUCCAUCAUGUCCACUCACAUCGACCCCGAUGCCAGCUACAUGGCAGCUGUCAACAGCACUGGAAACUGCUAUGUCUGGAACCUCACUGGUGGCAUCGGUGACGAGGUGACACAGCUCAUCCCCAAGACCAAGAUCCCAGCACACACCCGCUAUGCCCUGCAGUGCCGCUUCAGUCCUGACUCGACGCUUCUGGCCACAUGUUCGGCUGAUCAGACCUGUAAGAUCUGGAGGACGUCCAACUUCUCCCUGAUGACAGAGCUGAGCAUCAAGAGCGGGAACCCCGGGGAGUCCUCCCGUGGAUGGAUGUGGGGCUGCGCCUUCUCUGGGGACUCCCAAUACAUCGUCACUGCAUCCUCUGACAACCUGGCCCGACUCUGGUGCGUGGAGACUGGGGAGAUCAAGCGAGAGUAUGGAGGUCACCAGAAAGCUGUUGUCUGCCUGGCCUUCAAUGACAGCGUGCUGGGCUAGCCUGUGCCCUCUCUGACUGCUGGGUGACUGGGCCAUUGGAGGCCCAAG
Elephantulus edwardii (Cape elephant shrew) is the source of this 1031-nucleotide messenger RNA. It is a transcript of the gene MLST8, whose product is annotated as MTOR associated protein, LST8 homolog (S. cerevisiae). Gene Ontology annotation, molecular function: protein binding. The record is from RefSeq and is a predicted model, not a curated record. NCBI's taxonomy places the organism in Eukaryota, Metazoa, Chordata, Mammalia, Macroscelidea, Macroscelididae. Gene Ontology annotation, biological process: regulation of actin cytoskeleton organization; TOR signaling. The transcript has 8 exons. Gene Ontology annotation, cellular component: TORC1 complex; TORC2 complex. Bases 3 to 983 code for a protein of 326 amino acids.